Messenger RNA from Cervus elaphus (red deer), 2630 nucleotides. RefSeq names its product cysteine rich protein 3 (gene CRIP3). Bases 2026 to 2301 code for a protein of 91 amino acids. NCBI's taxonomy places the organism in Eukaryota, Metazoa, Chordata, Mammalia, Artiodactyla, Cervidae. The transcript has 9 exons. The record is from RefSeq and is a predicted model, not a curated record.
ACAGGGGAUCAGGGAAGAGACAGUAAGGUGGGAUUUUGUAAAAAUACGUAUUCCCAAGCCCUGGUUCUAACUUCCACAAAGCUUACCUUUGUUCUAACCUACAAAGAACCUAAGCAAGGUCUUCAUUAACAAUUCUAUGAGAACAUGGACAAAUAAAAAUAAUUUGAGAUUGUGAGCACAUUUCUUCUUUGAGUUUAAUUUUACAAUAAUGUCUUAUGUAAUUUUUAACCAAAAAUUACCUAUACAAUAACAGUAUUCAUUGAUAGGCCAAGCACCUGAAUUUACAAUGAAAACCUACCCUUGAAAAAAUCAUCACCCAGAUUUGCCCUCAACCCUUAACACUUUCGAAGACCAUGUGCGUUUACGUUGUAGCACUUAUUGUGGUUGUACUUUUAUACUUAAGUGUUUCUUUGAUUCAUAUGUGCCUCUUUCCCACUCCCUUCCCCCAACUAAAUUAUAAAUUCUUGAGAGCAGGAAGUCUGUCUUUGCUUACUGUUUUUUAUCAUUGUAUUCACAGUACACAGUUGCCUGGCACAUUUAAGAGUGCUUGAUAAAAAUUCAGUAGAAGAAUUAAUGUGGUAGUAGUAGCUAUUUUUUUUUAAUUAACUCUGAAUACUUAGCAAUUUAUAAGUGAGUAAAAGCUGUGUAUUGCUGAUUGUAUUUCCUGGGUGCUUAAUACUUCAGAAGCUGACUGUCCUCUUGCUUCUGUCCUGGAUCUUUAUCUAUAAGGCACUGUCUAUAGCAGUGAGUGAAUAUCAAGGCUUUCAUCAUUUCAACAGUAUUCCAGAAAAGUGGUUGGUGCCAGGCUAGGAGGGGGACACUGCCCCUAAAGCUCCUACAAGAAAAACAGGAUGGGAAGGGAACAGUGCAUUGACUUUAGAGUUAACAAUAAAAAACUUUAGGGACUCUGAUUUUCAGAUGGCUCCUUUUCUCCUUUCAGCCAGAUUUUAUAGGCAUUUUGAAGCAAAAUUAAGCCCCAAAUCCCUCUGAUUUAGCUGAAGGAAUAAUUCAGCCUUUCAUAGCCCAGCAUCCUGUUGUCACUUCAUCACAAUUCUAAAUAAAGUGGUCAAUUUUAUUUCUGGAAGGAGACAACCAAAAGAGUUGCCAUUGGAAAAGGAAGGAGUGGUGCUUUCACUUUUUAUUUUGUAUAUUUUUUGUUUGAACAUUCUGACCAUGAAAAUGCAUUUUAUAUAAAAUACAAAUAUUUUAUAUGCAUAUAAAAUAUGUACACAUACAGGGAAUUUUUAUGUCAGUGAGACUUCUCUGGUGCUGAGAAUUGUAGACCAGAUUUUUUUUCCCCUUCUGUAUACUGUUAUGUAUUAAAAAAAUUAAUUUUUAAGAAAAGUUAUCACUCAGGGCAUUCCUGUCUUCACGGUCAUCAGUUUUCUGUUAUUACAAAUAGGUCUUGCUGCUCUUCCCUCAAGACUUCCUAAAUUCCUCUAUUUCCAUCAAGGAGCAAUUGCAGAAGUCUAAAGAUUUCUAGAAGGAAGGACCACAGAAGACAUUUUUGUUCAAGGGAGGCAGGGACAGAAGCCAUAGGAACAAUGAGUGCCCCUGGGGCCAGUGGGCAGCAUCACCUCUAGGGUCUGACUUCCAGAAGGUGCAUAUGAUUGCUGGAGCAGGAAUGGCUUGUGGAGAAGGUCCUGUUUAUUUCACUGCCAGGAAAUGGUGAGUUGGCUCAGGAGAAGAGGAGAAAGAACCCAAUCAUUUAGGAGUUGGGAAGAGGAUAGAACUUGGCUCCUGAUUCUGUGAACUUGAACUUCAUAGAGGAACUGAAAGACUUCUCUAUAAAAAGCACAACGGAAGGCCAUAUUGCCACAAACCAUGCUAUGGGGCUCUCUUUGGACCCAGAGGGGUGAACAUUGGUGGUGUGGGCUCCUACCUCUACAAACCUCCCAUUCCCACACCUGCCAGCACCACUCACCUUAGCCCCAGCAGCUUCAGCCCCCCCAGGCCCAGGACUGGCCUCCCUCAGGGCAAGAAAACCCUAGCUGGGGGCCUCUUCCUCUUAAAGGCCCUCCCCACAUGAAGACAUUCACUGGGGAGACCUCAUUGUGCCCGGGCUGUGAGGAACCCGUCUAUUUUGCUGAGACGGUGAUGUCUUUGGGCAGAAAUUGGCACCGACCCUGCCUGAGGUGCCAGCGGUGCCGGAAGACCCUGACUGCUGGGAGUCACGCUGAGCAUGACGGCGCCCCCUACUGCCACAUUCCCUGCUAUGGCUACCUGUUUGGCCCCAAAGGUGUGAACAUUGGUGAUGUGGGCUGCUACAUCUAUGACCCCGUGGAGAUAAAAUCUAAAUGAAAUACUCACAGGAGAGGUCACACUAACCCGGGUCUUCCAUCAACCCCUCCAUGGUCCAGUGGAAGCUACAGAAUUUUCUAGUUCCAUGACAGUGGGAGAAGGUGGGAUUCUGGCGGCCUGGGCCUAGGCUCCAUGGUAGACCAGAGUCUACACUUUCUCUGCCAACUCCUCCCUCUCCCAUUCCUAUCUGGCCAGGGGACACAGGCCCACCUCAAUUGAAGGGUAGCCUCUUGGUCUUUCCAAUCCCUUGACCCAGAAAAUUCUGUAACUUCAAGGUACUCAUAAAACUUGUGUUUAUUUUUGCUUCUCCAAUAAAACGUUGGCUCCCA